AUGAAGGCUGUUCGUAACCUGCUGAUUUAUAUAUUUUCCACCUAUCUCCUGGUUAUGUUUGGAUUUAAUGCUGCCCAAGACUUCUGGUGUUCAACUUUGGUGAAGGGAGUCAUUUAUGGAUCCUAUUCUGUAAGUGAAAUGUUUCCCAAAAACUUUACAAACUGCACUUGGACGCUGGAAAAUCCAGAUCCAACCAAAUAUAGCAUUUACCUGAAAUUUUCCAAAAAAGACCUUAGCUGCUCUAACUUUUCCCUUCUGGCUUAUCAGUUUGAUCAUUUUUCCCAUGAAAAAAUAAAGGAUCUUUUGAGAAAGAACCAUUCUAUAAUGCAACUCUGCAGUUCCAAGAAUGCUUUUGUUUUUCUACAGUAUGAUAAAAAUUUUAUUCAGAUACGUCGAGUAUUUCCAACUGAUUUUCCGGGAUUACAGAAAAAGGGCGAAGAAGAUCAGAAAUCUUUUUUUGAGUUUUUGGUACUGAACAAGGUGAGCCCAAGCCAGUUUGGGUGCCAUGUCUUAUGCACUUGGUUGGAGAGUUGCUUAAAAUCAGAAAAUGGGAGACCAGAGGCUUGUGGACUGAUGUACACAAAGUGCACCUGCCCUCAGCAUUUGGGAGAGUGGGGAAUUGAUGACCAGUCGCUGGUUUUGUUGAAUAACGUCGUGUUACCCCUGAAUGAGCAGACGGAGGGCUGCCUGACUCAGGAGCUGCAAACUACUCAAGUCUGCAAUCUGACCAGGGAGGCUAAAAGACCACCCAAAGAAGAAUUUGGAAUGAUGGGAGAUCAUACAAUUAAAAGUCAGCGACCUCGAUCUGUCCAUGAGAAAAGGGUCCCUCAGGAACAAGCUGAUGCUGCUAAAUUUAUGGCACAAACUGGUGAAUCUGGUGUGGAAGAGUGGUCCCAGUGGAGCACAUGCUCAGUUACUUGUGGUCAAGGGUCGCAGGUGCGAACCAGAACUUGUGUAUCACCUUACGGGACACACUGCAGCGGCCCAUUAAGAGAAUCAAGGGUUUGCAAUAACACUGCCCUCUGUCCAGUACAUGGAGUUUGGGAGGAAUGGUCACCUUGGAGCUUAUGCUCGUUUACAUGUGGCCGAGGCCAAAGAACACGAACCAGGUCAUGCACACCUCCUCAGUAUGGAGGGAGGCCCUGUGAAGGCCCUGAGACGCAUCACAAGCCCUGUAAUAUUGCUCUCUGUCCAGUUGAUGGACAGUGGCAGGAAUGGAGUUCAUGGAGCCACUGCUCGGUGACAUGUUCCAAUGGAACCCAGCAGAGGAGCCGGCAAUGCACGGCAGCUGCUCACGGAGGCUCUGAGUGCAGAGGACCAUGGGCAGAAAGCAGAGAGUGCUACAACCCCGAAUGUACAGCCAAUGGUCAGUGGAAUCAAUGGGGUCACUGGAGCGGAUGUUCCAAGUCCUGUGAUGGAGGCUGGGAGAGGCGAGUGAGGACGUGUCAGGGUGCAGCUUUAACAGGACAGCAGUGUGAAGGAACAGGGGAGGAAGUGAGACGGUGCAGUGAGCAGCGGUGCCCAGCACCUUAUGAAAUAUGCCCAGAGGAUUAUCUGAUAUCAAUGGUGUGGAAAAGGACUCCUGCAGGAGACCUGGCAUUCAAUCAAUGUCCACUGAAUGCCACAGGCACCACUAGCAGACGCUGCUCUCUCAGUCUUCAUGGAGUGGCCUUCUGGGAACAGCCGAGCUUUGCAAGAUGCAUAUCCAAUGAGUACAGACACUUGCAGCAUUCAAUUAAAGAGCACCUUGCGAAGGGGCAGCGGAUGCUGGCAGGUGAUGGAAUGUCCCAGGUCACCAAGACGCUGUUGGAUUUGACGCAGAGGAAGAAUUUCUAUGCAGGUGAUCUUCUAGUGUCUGUGGAAAUCCUCAGAAACGUGACAGAUACGUUUAAAAGGGCAAGUUACAUUCCUGCAUCGGAUGGUGUCCAGAACUUCUUCCAAAUAGUUAGCAACCUUCUAGAUGAAGAAAACAAGGAGAAGUGGGAAGAUGCCCAGCAGAUUUAUCCAGGCUCAAUAGAGUUAAUGCAGGUGAUUGAAGAUUUUAUACACAUUGUUGGAUUGGGGAUGAUGGACUUUCAAAACUCAUACCUAAUGACUGGAAAUGUAGUGGCUAGUAUUCAGAAGCUUCCCGCAGCCUCUGUCCUAACAGACAUCAACUUCCCCAUGAAGGGUAGGAAAGGAAUGGUGGACUGGGCAAGAAAUUCAGAAGAUCGAGUCGUUAUCCCAAAAAGCAUUUUUACUCCUGUGUCAUCAAAAGAAUUGGAUGAGUCAUCUGUGUUUGUUCUUGGAGCAGUCCUAUAUAAAAACUUAGACCUCAUUUUACCCACUUUGAGAAAUUAUACUGUCGUUAAUUCUAAAAUCAUCGUGGUCACAAUCAGGCCUGAACCCAAAACCACUGAUUCAUUUUUGGAGAUAGAGCUAGCUCACUUGGCGAAUGGCACUUUGAAUCCCUAUUGUGUGUUAUGGGAUGACUCAAAAUCGAACGAGUCUUUGGGAACGUGGUCCACCCAGGGAUGUAAAACUGUGCUUACCGAUGCAUCCCAUACGAAAUGCUUAUGUGAUCGGCUCUCUACCUUCGCCAUUUUGGCUCAGCAACCUAGAGAAAUAGUCAUGGAAUCUUCUGGGGCCCCUUCAGUAACUCUCAUAGUAGGCAGUGGCCUCUCCUGCCUAGCCUUGAUCACCCUGGCCGUUGUCUAUGCAGCGCUAUGGAGGUACAUCCGCUCUGAGAGGUCCAUAAUUCUAAUUAACUUCUGCCUGUCUAUCAUCUCAUCCAAUAUUCUCAUACUAGUUGGACAGACCCAGACGCACAAUAAGAGCAUCUGUACGACCACCACUGCGUUCUUGCAUUUUUUCUUCCUGGCUUCAUUCUGUUGGGUUUUGACAGAAGCGUGGCAGUCAUAUAUGGCUGUAACUGGAAAAAUCAGGACGCGGCUUAUACGGAAACGCUUUCUGUGCCUUGGAUGGGGACUGCCAGCUUUAGUAGUAGCCACCUCUGUAGGCUUCACCAGGACGAAGGGAUACGGCACGGAUCACUACUGCUGGCUGUCACUUGAAGGAGGACUGCUCUACGCCUUCGUUGGACCUGCAGCCGCUGUUGUCCUGGUCAACAUGGUGAUUGGCAUUUUGGUAUUUAAUAAACUUGUUUCCAGAGAUGGAAUCCUAGAUAAAAAGCUCAAACACAGAGCCGGUCAGAUGAGUGAGCCUCAUAGCGGUUUGACGCUCAAAUGUGCCAAGUGUGGAGUAGUUUCUACAACAGCUUUGUCAGCCACCACCGCCAGUAAUGCCAUGGCCUCACUCUGGAGCUCCUGUGUAGUACUGCCCCUUCUGGCUCUGACAUGGAUGUCUGCAGUUCUGGCCAUGACAGACAAACGUUCCAUAUUGUUCCAAAUCCUUUUUGCUGUGUUUGAUUCAUUACAAGGCUUCGUGAUAGUCAUGGUCCAUUGCAUUCUUCGGAGAGAGGUACAAGAUGCAUUUAGAUGCCGGUUGAGAAACUGUCAGGAUCCCAUCAAUGCUGAUUCUUCAAGUUCUUUUCCUAAUGGACAUGCUCAAAUCAUGACAGACUUUGAAAAGGAUGUAGACAUUGCUUGUCGAUCAGUGCUCCAUAAGGAGAUUGGUCCUUGCCGAGCAGCAACCAUAACAGGAACACUCUCCAGGAUCUCUCUAAACGACGACGAGGAAGAAAAGGGAACGAACCCUGAAGGGCUAAGCUAUUCAACAUUGCCUGGGAAUGUCAUUUCCAAGGUCAUCAUCCAACAGCCUACAGGUCUGCACAUGCCCAUGAGUAUGAAUGAGCUGAGCAGUCAGUGUCUGAAAAAGGAGAACAAUGAGCUGCGGAGAACUGUGUACUUAUGCACGGAUGACAAUUUAAGAGGGGCUGAUAUGGACAUAGUCCACCCUCAAGAGAGAAUGAUGGAAAGUGACUACAUCGUGAUGCCUCGAAGCUCUGUAAAUACUCAGCCGUCGAUGAAAGAGGAAAGCAAGAUGAAUAUUGGCAUGGAAACCUUGCCGCACGAAAGGCUAUUGCACUACAAGGUGAAUCCUGAAUUCAGUAUGAAUCCCCCUGUCAUGGACCAGUUCAAUAUGAACUUAGAUCAGCAUCUUGCACCCCAGGAACAUAUGCAGAAUUUACCCUUUGAACCUCGCACGGCUGUGAAGAAUUUCAUGGCCUCCGAGUUGGAUGAUAAUGCAGGACUGUCAAGAAGCGAAACUGGAUCUACGAUAUCCAUGAGUUCUCUAGAGAGAAGAAAAUCACGGUAUUCCGACCUUGACUUUGAGAAGGUCAUGCACACGAGGAAGAGACACAUGGAAUUGUUUCAGGAACUCAAUCAGAAGUUUCAGACUUUGGACAGAUUUCGGGACAUACCAAAUACAAGCAGUAUGGAGAACCCUGCAGCAAACAAGAACCCCUGGGACACUUUCAAGGCCCCCAGCGAAUACCCACAUUACACCACAAUCAAUGUCUUAGACUCGGAGGCAAAGGAUGCUCUGGAGCUGAGGCCUGCAGAGUGGGAGAAAUGUCUGAAUUUGCCUCUGGACGUGCAAGAGGGUGACUUUCAAACAGAAGUGUAA
Molecule: messenger RNA, 4569 nt
Organism: Arvicola amphibius (Eurasian water vole)
Lineage: Eukaryota; Metazoa; Chordata; Mammalia; Rodentia; Cricetidae
Gene: Adgrb3
Product: adhesion G protein-coupled receptor B3
Exons: 30
Coding region: 1-4569 (1522 amino acids)
Biological process (GO): cell surface receptor signaling pathway; adenylate cyclase-activating G protein-coupled receptor signaling pathway; neuron remodeling
Cellular component (GO): synaptic cleft; postsynapse; plasma membrane
Molecular function (GO): G protein-coupled receptor activity
Source: RefSeq, a predicted model, not a curated record